CCGCCCCGCCCCCGUGGAUACGUGGAUACGGUGAGGCUUUCCGAAUUCUCCCAGCAGCUCAAUCACCUAUUUGGUUUUGGUAAUUGGACACCUGCUCUUCUACCCAGAGGUUGGUGGGGGGAAUGGGCGGGAUCUCCCGUGACUGUCCCCAGAGGCUACUUCUGCACCCGAAGGACCAACCACACAGCCAGGGCAAGAGCGUGGCCUUAGAGGUGGUCGGCCCGGUCACGCACAACUGUGUGACCUCCCACGAGUGACGUGACUUCUCCGGCUCCAGUCCCUCGUCCGUAGAAGGAAGAUGUUCAAGGAUCCUGCUCGUGGGGUGCAGCGAGCAUUAACUGGGAGACCUUGUGAGAAGCACUCCAUAAACGCUGGCUCUCACUGUCUCCGAGCAUCCCCGCUCGGCGCGGCCCCUGGAAGGCUCGGCCCUCUCGGUAAACCUCCAAGGGACGGCGUGGCCUCGGUCGGUACGGGCCUCCGCCGGGUAUUCAACGUCGCCACCAUCUCCACCUGGGAGACAGGCCGCGCUCAGGGAUGUCCGCCGUGGCCCCACGUCUCGGCAGGAGAAUCCGCGCCUGGCCGGAAGUCCUCACCACCGAGAGGCCGGCCGGCCCCGGCGCGCCUAGAGCGGCACCGGAAGUCCCUCGGGCGGAGCCUCAGGCCGACUUCCGGCUGGGGCAUGCGGGACGCCGUGCGUGCUUUGUCCGCUGGUGUGCGGGACGGGCGGCCGUGUUCCUGUCGUCCCUGGGCGCCGGAUUCUGACGUAGGAAUUGGUGACAAGAAGGUAACCGUGGAGCCUGAAUUUCUGAGGAUGGAAAUCUACAGGAGACAGUGUCAGAAACGCUCACAGUGAUGGAGCCCCCCACCCCUGAGUCUGGGCGGUGCCCUGAACUCAGAUUAGGGGGGCUGUUGGGAAACCUGGAAGGGCAGAGCCUGCAGAGAACCCCCUCUCAGGAGAGAGGUUUCAAGCAGGUGACAGUUACCCAUUGGAAGAUCCAAACUGGAGAGGCAGCCCAGGUGGGCACUAAGUCAGGAGGCAGCCCAGUCCUGAGCUCAAACCUCCUCAUCCUUGAGAGGGAGCUCGUAGAAGGGGAGGCCCACCCGUGUGAGACUUGCAGCAAAAGCUUCCCAUUUAAUUCAGACCUAGUUGGACAUCAGCUUUCUCAUACUGGGGAUAAACUUUACAAAUGUGAUCAGUGUGGGAGAGGCUUCAGCCAGAGCUCCCACCUGGCUGAGCAUCAGAGAGUUCACACCGGAGAAAGACUCUAUGUGUGUAACGUGUGUGGGAAAGAUUUUGUUCACUAUGCAGAUCUUACUGAGCAUGAGAGCAUACACGCAGGAGAAAAGCCGUUCAAGUGUGCUCAGUGCGGGAAAGCGUUCUGUCACAGCUCAGACCUGAUUCGGCACCAGCGAGUUCACACCCGGGAGAGACCUUUUGAAUGCAAAGAAUGUGGGAAAGGCUUCAGUCAGAGCUCAUUACUUAUUCGACAUCAGAGAAUUCACACGGGAGAAAGACCAUACGAAUGUAAUGAGUGUGGAAAAUCCUUUAUCAGGAGCUCAAGCCUUAUUCGACAUUACCAGAUCCACACAGAAGUGAAACAGUAUGAAUGUAAGGAAUGUGGGAAGGCCUUCCGUCAUCGCUCAGACCUCAUCGAACAUCAGAGAAUUCACACUGGAGAGAGGCCUUUUGAAUGCAAUGAAUGUGGGAAAGCCUUUAUUCGGAGUUCAAAGCUUAUUCAGCAUCAGAGGAUCCAUACUGGAGAAAGGCCUUAUGUAUGCAAUGAGUGUGGGAAGCGUUUCAGCCAGACGUCAAACUUUACUCAGCACCAGAGAAUUCACACUGGAGAGAAACUCUAUGAAUGUAAUGAAUGUGGGAAAGCUUUCUUUUUGAGUUCAUACCUUAUUCGACACCAGAAAAUCCACACUGGUGAGAGGGUGUAUGAAUGUAAGGAGUGUGGGAAAGCCUUUCUGCAGAAAGCCCAUCUCACAGAACAUCAGAAAAUCCACACUGGGGACAGGCCCUUUGAAUGUAAGGACUGUGGGAAAGCUUUCAUUCAGAGCUCCAAGCUGCUUCUACAUCAGAUUAUUCAUACUGGAGAAAAGCCCUAUGUAUGUAGUUAUUGUGGGAAAGGCUUUAUUCAGAGGUCAAACUUCCUUCAACACCAGAAAAUUCAUACUGAAGAGAAACUCUAUGAAUGUAGUGAGUAUGGGAAAGAUUUCAACUCAACUCCAAACUUUAAAAAUAAUCAAGGUAUUCACCAAGAGGGACUUCCCUUGAGUAAGACCCCCAUAUAUUUGGGUGAGAAUUCUGUAGGUCAGGGGGAACAUACCAAUAACUUAUAAUUAUUCUCUGACUCAAUGAGUGAUGUUUGGAAGUGAGUGGCAUGAGUCCUAAUUCAUGUGGCUUUCAACACGUCAGCAUUUCCCAGUCACAGAUGGGGCUGCUUUAGGAGUGGGCUACCACCUACAACUUUGCAGCAGUGCUGGACUGCUGUCCUUGGCUAGGGACACAUGUCCUCAGGAGAGCCGCGUACCUGGACAACUGACUUUGACCUGGAACAAGGAGCAGGGGGAGCUAGGUCUCAAGAGAGGGUUUCUGUAUUUUAUUGCACAACUACAAUUCGCCCCUGAGUUAAGUCCCUUUUAAAGCAGAACUAUGUACAGGCGUACCUCGGAGACAUUGUGGGUUCAGUUCCAGACCACUGCAAUAAAGUGAAUAUUGCAAUAAAGCGAGUCACACGAAGUUUUGGGUUUCCCAGUGCAUAUAAAAGUUAUGUUUACACUAUACUAUAGUCUGUUAGGUGUGCAUUAUGUCUAAAAGAAAUGUACAUACCUUAAUUAAAAAAUACUUUAUUGCUAAACAAUGCUAACCGUCAUCUGAGCCUUCAGCGAGCUGUAAUCUUUUAGUUGGCGGAGGGUCUUGUAAAAAACACAAUAUCUAUGUGGGGCAAUAAAGCAAAGUGCAAUAGAAUAAAGUAUGCCUGUAUCUAGUCUUACUACUUAAAAGAAUAUUGUGUAGCAAAUUUGGAUCUAUCAAAAAGACAAGUUGGAGAAAGAUACUCUCUUAUUUUAAACCACAAAUUGGUUCCCUGUUGUCCUUGGGAUCUCCUGCAUCCGAAGGCCUCUUGCUUCUUGGAGCCUCAUCCGCCAUGGCAUAGCUCCCUGCUGCAUGGUUGGCCCUAUGGCGGCACUAACUGCCGGACGUCCCCCCUUCCCAGCUCUGCCUUCGCCUGCCUUGUCCUCCAUGAAUGCUGUCCUCACCUGGUGAACUGCUCGUUGCUAGUCAGGACCCAUCUCCGGCAUCACGUCAGCCUCAGCCAGCUACCUCUCUGUGCUGCUGCUGCUUGGUGCUCGCCUGUUACAGCCCUUAAACUUUGAUAAAUUAUGUUUUUAUGUACUCUCUCAUUGUUAGACUGUUAAUUCCUUAAGGACAACGAUCAUAUCUGGUUGAUUUAUGUGUCCCUGGCGUCUGGCGCAGUGCAAUAAAAAGCACACCUCAAACCUGUGUGUAAUUGGCACCUCUCUUGCUCUGUCCUUUCUAUAUUGCUAUUUUUUAAGUGUUUGUACUUUUGUUUUGUGUAAUCAGUACAAUCUACUGGUUUACUGGAAAUAUCUUGUCUCAGCCCUGUUUCUGUCUUCUGCUUAUAAUUAACUCAGAAGUUGCAGGCAAUAGCCAGUAUAAAACUAAUGCCCCUCAUAUUUAUUGCCAUUAGAGCUCACCCAUGACUGUCCACUUGCUUUUGGGGAGCACUGUCUACACUUAGUUGUCUCUGUAUCUUUCUAACUCAAGGGGCACACACCCCCAGUGCACUACACAACUUUUCUUGUCUUAGCAGUCCAUGAUUGAACUCAACUUUUCAGCUCUCUGGCUCAUUUUGUCAUUUAUUUGAAAAUGUAUUGAUGCCUAUAAGGACCAGUGCUAAAUAGUGGGAAAACAGAGAUGAGUAAGACAUCAUCCAUCCUGAAGUUGUUCAAAGUCUGAAAAACAGAAAGAUCAUGGUGCACUGAGCGAAGUGUUGAAACAGAAGUAUGUUCCCAGGUGUAUAGGAGCAUAGGUGAGGAGGUGACUGAUUUGUCAUGGAGGGUCUGGGGAGGCUUCACAGAAGAGUUGACGUUUGAACUGGUCUUCAGAGAAAAGUAGAUGUGUCAGCUAGAGAAGAGAAGAAAGAACGAUCUGGGGGAGGGAAGCCAUGCAGAAGCAGGGAGGCAUGACCGAUUCCUCUGACAGGGCUGUUCAAAAGCGGGCAGGUUUAUUACACAGGGGAUCUCUGUCUAGCAAAAGUCUUGUUGCCUCUGAAUUUCUUUGAACGUUAACCAAAAGAACCAGUUUGCAAGCAGAACAAUUUUUUGCCCAUGAGGGCAUAUUUUGAGUUUUUAACAAAUUCCAGCAACUGUAGAAGCCUUGAGGGGGUAAAUAAUUUAGAAAGAGCAUACAGUACUCCAUCUUCUGGAAAACUCACCAUUACCAGAGACGUUUCAAAUGGUACAGAAGCAGAUAUUACCAGGCCAUUUUAAUCAGCUUUGUUCAGGUCCAAUUUCCAUACAGAAAAACACCUAUCUUAAGUGUACACAGUUUCGACAAAUCCAUACACGAGUGUAACCACCAUCACAAUAAAAAUAACAUUUCUAUUGCUCAAAAAUGUUCCCUUUUGCCCUUUCCCCAUUAGUUCCACCUCAGCCCCAAGUAACCGUUUUCUGUCCGUGUAGAUGAGUUUUGCUUGUUCUGGGUCUUCGUAUAAAUGGAUUCAUGCAGUAUGUUCUCUUGUGUGUCUGGCUUUCUCUUUGGUAUGUUUUAAAGACUCAACCAAGUGGUUAUGUGUUUCAGUAUCUCUUUGCUGAGUAGUGUUCCAUUGUGUGGAUAAGCCAUCAUUUGUUACUCAUUCAUCUGUUGAUGGAAAUUUGGGUUCCCAGUUUUGGCUCUUGUGAAUAAAACUGCUAUGAGCAUUUGUGUAAGCGUG
Equus caballus (horse) is the source of this 4958-nucleotide messenger RNA. It is a transcript of the gene ZNF623, whose product is annotated as zinc finger protein 623. NCBI's taxonomy places the organism in Eukaryota, Metazoa, Chordata, Mammalia, Perissodactyla, Equidae. The record is from RefSeq and is a predicted model, not a curated record. Gene Ontology annotation, biological process: regulation of transcription by RNA polymerase II. Gene Ontology annotation, molecular function: RNA polymerase II cis-regulatory region sequence-specific DNA binding; DNA-binding transcription factor activity, RNA polymerase II-specific.